Messenger RNA from Caenorhabditis angaria, 1021 nucleotides. The record is from the annotation of a GenBank genome assembly. Lineage: Eukaryota; Metazoa; Nematoda; Chromadorea; Rhabditida; Rhabditidae.
AUGUUUGUGUUAUCUGUUCUUGUCGCCACAGUGGCUGCCUCAUAUCCACCAACAAAUACUGGUGGCUCAAAUUAUCCAGCUCCUCCACAACUUCCACCUGUUUACCCAUAUCCAUAUCCAUAUCCCCCACCAUACCACGGCGGUUGGGAUCAUGAUCACGACUACGAUAAUCAUCAUCGCAAUCCAUGCGGUAACAUCGCGUUCUAUCUUCCAAGUCAUCCAGGUGUUUUGAACGAGGCAUUCUACACACCAACCGUCAGAUAUAUAAGAUCGGGAAGAGGAAGAAUUCAAGCGUUGUUGGCAUGCGAUGCAAAUGGACAAACUGUCAACGGUCUUUUCGCUAAAUAUAACUCAUCAAGCGAGCUCAAACAAAGUUAUUUGCUUAGUUUCGGAACAACCGCCGGAGCUACUCUCACUUGUCAAAGAAACCGAACGUAAGAAAUUCAGAUUUUUUUUUAAAAAAAGCAUCUGCAACUAUUAUAUUUCAGCUACACUGGAAGUGCUCUUGUAAACUCACCACCAGGAUAUAGCAAAAAUGUCAGUGUUUUCGAAGUCGCCUGUCUUCGUCUUGACAAAACAUUCCUUGGAUUUGGAGCUAAUUCAGCUAUUGAAAACCUUGAAUCUGACUUGGCUGCAGAAUACAAUACCGCUGGUUCUAGAAAGGUUGGCUGGAAAUUUUUCCAGAAUAACAUUUGAGUUUGAUUUACAGAAACGUGAGGCUGGAGAAUCUGCCACAGAAGCUUCAACUGUAGCCGCAACUGAAGCCCCAACAGCAGCUCCAACCCAAGCUGCAACAGAAGCCGCCACCCAAGCAGCCACCGAAGCCGCAACCGAAGCAGCCACUCAAGCCGCAACCGAAGCCGCGACUCAAGCCGCAACCGAAGCUGCCACUCAAGCCGCAACCGAAGCUGCCACUCAAGCCGCAACCGAAGCAGCCACUCAAGCUGCCACAACCGCCGCCCCAGCUUCCAACUCCUCAUCCCCCCUCGGUGGAUUAGGCGAUGUUUUCGGUGGAUUGUAA